Dacryopinax primogenitus is the source of this 777-nucleotide messenger RNA. RefSeq lists its product as uncharacterized. NCBI's taxonomy places the organism in Eukaryota, Fungi, Basidiomycota, Dacrymycetes, Dacrymycetales, Dacrymycetaceae. The coding region runs from base 1 to 777 and encodes 258 amino acids. The transcript has 2 exons. The record is from RefSeq and is a predicted model, not a curated record.
AUGGCCAAGCAAUUGACCACGAUCCGGAACGUGGAUCUUCCCUGUUGGCAGGUCUUAAUGGAGACCGCUGAUGCCAACUGGGCUCACACUCCAUGGGCGGGUAACCUCUGCUCCCAAUUCAUGAAGAUGGUGGAGCAGGAGGGCAAAGAGGCGAAUUUUCACCUCAACAAGGGGCCUGGUAUUAGGCGCUCUAUGGACGGGAGAUACUACAUCCCCGACCUUAACGUGUGGACUUGGCUCCACGAUAACUGUCUGCAUGCGGACGUUAAAGGCUGGCAAAAAGGCGAUGCUGCUGCCUUUUAUGAGAUUGCGAUGAAUCUCUUUCGAACUAAGUUCGAAUUCAACAAGUUCGUUGAUGAGCAUCAGCUCGGUUGUGCCGGCAUUCCUCAUUGGUCUAUGACCACUCGCUUCCACAAAGCCGUCUCCCUCAAUGCAGACAGCGUACGCGUUUGGAGCCCCAUCACGGUUGCCAAAGUGUUCAUCACCAGUGGGCUCGAUGAAUCAAAAAUCGAUGUCCUGGUCGGUUACUUCGGUCAUAGGCAACAGAAGGCAGAACUUGGUUGCACAUACCGCAACAACAUUCUUGACGAGAAUGGCUCUGCAAUAGUCCCCCCUCCUGUGGAGGGCCUUCCACUGUUGGGUCUCGAACCCGAAGGCCUGAAAUGGUCUGAUGACCAUACUGGUCCUGCUGCUGGUCCCUCUCAUGUGGAUGCAGCCAUCGAGGAUGAAACCCUCCUCGACUAUGGUGACAGCGACGGCUAUGACCGCACCUGUUAG